Episyrphus balteatus (marmalade hoverfly) is the source of this 803-nucleotide messenger RNA. RefSeq names its product glycine-rich selenoprotein-like. Gene Ontology annotation, cellular component: Golgi apparatus; endoplasmic reticulum membrane. Gene Ontology annotation, biological process: endoplasmic reticulum calcium ion homeostasis; calcium ion transport. The transcript is spliced from 2 exons. The record is from RefSeq and is a predicted model, not a curated record. Bases 154 to 495 code for a protein of 113 amino acids. Lineage: Eukaryota; Metazoa; Arthropoda; Insecta; Diptera; Syrphidae.
AUUUGUGUACUACCUGUACACGUCAGUUUUAUGUUUUUCUUUUUAUCUGUAAAAAUCUGAAAAUCAUCCAAACUAAAGGUUUAUUUAAUUUUAAAUAAAUUCAUAAUUUGUUAAUUAAAUUAACAAAACAAAGAAGAACUCUACCAGUAAAUAAUGGUCUAUAUAGCUAAAGAUGGCCAGGUCCUUGACCGUAAGCCAUGGACUGUUGAAAGAUUCUUUGGAUUAUUUACUGGGUUCUUCGCUCUAGUUCUGACCUUCUUUCGAACUCUCUUAACGCCUUUACUCGAUUCUCAAAGUAGCGGAAAUCGAGACAACCGAGGCAGUAGCUGGGGAAGUGGUGGCAGUGGCGGUGGAGGCGGCGGCGGCGGAGGAGGCGGUGGUGGAGGUGGCGGAGGUCCAUUCCGUCCCAAGUACGAUGGUCUCCGUCCAAAUCGCCAAAUAGGACGCAUUGUCCACACACAAUCCACUUGUCCAGGUGGAGGCUGUGGGCGUUGAUCACGUCAUCGUUUAGAGUGCUUCUUGAAUAGCACUUUAUUUGGACUGGUGUCAAGUCAUCUGUUAAAGCAAUUGACAGUCUUCCUUUGGGAAGUGCGUGUCCGCAUGACGAGCUGUUCGUAAACUCAAAACUGAUGAGGGGAGCAGCUCUGAAUACAAAAUGUUUUUUAACAAAUGGCUCUGCCCAGUCAGUAUAAUAGUUUACUAUGGUUUUUAGAUUUUUUUUUAGUUUGAAUAUAAUCUGACCUAUAAAAUCUGUAACUUUCUAAUUUUAUUAAUAAAUUUUAAUUUUUAUUUUAACAUUGCAA